UAUCUGUUCUUAUACUUCUGCUCUGAUCGGUGAGGCGCCAUGACGGACCGAUACACCAUCCACAGCCAGUUGGAGCAUCUGCAAUCCAAGUACAUUGGCACUGGCCAUGCAGACACCACCAAGUGGGAAUGGCUGGUGAAUCAGCACCGUGACUCCUACUGCUCCUACAUGGGCCACUUUGACCUGCUCAACUACUUUGCCGUGGCUGAGAAUGAGAGCAAGGCCCGAGUGCGCUUUAACCUGAUGGAGAAGAUGCUGCAGCCGUGUGGGCCGCCCAUGGACAAGCCGGAUGAGUCCUAGAGACCGGGCAGUGACUGGUGCCGUGGACUUGAUGCUCUCCUCCUCGUGGUCGGGGGGAAGGGGGGGGGGCUUCUUACGUUUAGUUCCUUACGUGGAUUUUACAUUUCUUUUUAUUGUAAUAGAAACGUAUCAAUCCUGCUCAGUGCAGACCAAGCAUUUUUACACUGAAUUAAAGCCCCUUUCUGUUCAAAAAAAUAAAAUAAU
Molecule: messenger RNA, 504 nt
Organism: Bufo bufo (common toad)
Lineage: Eukaryota; Metazoa; Chordata; Amphibia; Anura; Bufonidae
Product: splicing factor 3B subunit 5
Exons: 1
Coding region: 40-300 (86 amino acids)
Biological process (GO): mRNA splicing, via spliceosome
Cellular component (GO): precatalytic spliceosome; U2 snRNP
Source: RefSeq, a predicted model, not a curated record